This is a messenger RNA of Daphnia carinata, 891 nucleotides long. RefSeq names its product venom allergen 3 homolog. The record is from RefSeq and is a predicted model, not a curated record. Gene Ontology annotation, cellular component: extracellular region. The transcript has 5 exons. Lineage: Eukaryota; Metazoa; Arthropoda; Branchiopoda; Diplostraca; Daphniidae. The coding region runs from base 174 to 743 and encodes 189 amino acids.
UUGCCUCGAUAAUUUCAUUGAUGCAAACACAGAUAUGCAAAUGGAACAGAAUAUUGCGAUGACGUCGAGCCAACGGACGCAGCUUCUCACAAGUGGAUAACGUCGACUACCAAAAUGCCAUUGACAUCGCUCGUUGCCAGUUGGAUGCCAAUAGAUGCGAGGACGUCAUUGAAAUGGAAAUGAGCGAAGACGACGUCGAUACGAUUGUCGGACUUCACAACGAUCUCCGUCGUAAAGUGGCGUCCGGCCAAGAGGAUUUAGGAUCACCUGGUCCACAGCCAACAGCCACUUUCAUGCCCGACUUGGUCUGGGAUCAGGAAUUGGCCGAUGCUGCGUGGCAAUGGGCACAGAAUUGCGAGUUUCAACACGAUCCCAAUCUCAACGAUAUGCAAAUGGGCCAGAAUAUUGCAAUCACGUUCAAUUCGAGGCAGUUGACCACACCAAACUGGGCCGACUCUGCUAUUUAUCCUUGGUACUCGGAGGUGGAGCACAUGGACUGUCGUAGCGUUUCCAGUUUCACGAGUCUUCAAGCACGAAACGGACAAAACAUUGGCCACUACACUCAAGUGGCGUGGGCUGGAACGACGGCUGUGGGAUGUGCAUCCGUCGGCUACUCGGACUAUUCCAUCCCUGAAAUGCCCUACAGAAUUUUGUAUGUCUGCAAUUACAGUCCACCUGGAAACUACAUCGAUCAGCCAGUUUACGACGUAGAUUUCUCGUCGUCCUACUGUCCUGACUAUUAACAUCAGUCAGUCUUGAGUUGAAUUGAACAAAAUCAACGACUUCUUUGAAACCCCCAACUUUGGAUGUAUUUAGUUUGCAGUUUUGUUACAUUCAUUUUGUUUAAAAAUUUAAAAUUGUCAAGUCAUGUGAACGUUGACAUUAGUUUUU